CACACAGCGCACAGACACACACAGACACACGCACACGCCCCGUUUCCCGUGAGCCUGGGGAACUUGCAGCUCCGAGCCAGCCACCCCCACGGCAGCAUGUACCCCAGCCACAAGAAGAAAAAGGUGUGGAGAGAGGAGAAAGAACGUUUACUGAAGAUGACCUUAGAGGAGAGACGCAAAGAAUAUACAAGGGAUUAUGUUACCCUGAACACUAUCCAGUCAUGGAAGGAGGAGAUGAAGGGCAAGAGCCAAAAUGAUGAAGAAAAUACUCCAGAAACAUCACAGGGGAAAAAAAGUCUGAGUGAUAAAGUUUCUCUCUAUAGAGGUGACAUCACAUUGCUAGAGGUAGAUGCUAUAGUCAAUGCUGCAAAUGCCAGUCUACUGGGAGGAGGUGGUGUGGAUGGCUGUAUUCACAGAGCAGCUGGUCCUUGUUUGCUGGCUGAAUGUCGUACUCUGAAUGGCUGUGAAACUGGACAGGCAAAAAUCACAGGUGGCUAUGAUCUGCCGGCAAAAUAUGCCAUCCAUACUGUAGGGCCCAUAGCCAGAGGCCACAUAAAUGGUUCCCACAAGGAAGACCUUGCAAAUUGCUAUAAAUCAUCUUUGAAGCUGGUAAAAGAAAAUAACCUCCGAUCUGUUGCAUUCCCCUGUAUUUCAACAGGAAUUUAUGGUUUCCCAAAUGAGCCUGCUGCUGUCAUUGCUCUCAGUACCAUUAAAGAAUGGCUGGCCAAGAAUCAUCAGGAGGUGGAUCGAAUCAUCUUCUGUGUCUUCUUAGAAGUUGACUUCAAAAUCUACAAAAAGAAGAUGAGCGAGUUUUUCCCUGUAGAUGACACUAAUGAAGAUGAUGUUGUAAAAGAAGAUGCAGAAGGUCUAGAACCCAAAGGCCUCUCUCCACCCCACAAGAAGAGCAAAGCCAAGAAGCCAGAAAGUUCCAAGGGAUUUAGUGAGGAUGAAAAUGAUCCAGAAGAAAAACAUAGUACUGAAGAAAUGGAAGGACAAAGCCAAGACGCAGAUGGUGUUAAUGCAGCUACUGUGCUCAACCCUGAAACAGAAGAGGCAGUUGAAGUCUGUAAAGAUGAAGAUUCUUCAAAGAUUGAUAAUAUUAAAAAUGACAACAAAGUAGAAGAUCAAUCUGCGUGUGACCAAGAUCAUUCCAAUGGACAAGAGAAUGAUUUAAUGAAGAGUGAAGUGAAAAUGGAGGCAGAGUCUCAGAGCUCAAAUAUGGAAACAGAAGAGUUUUCUUCAGACCAAGACAAUGACACAAUUGUGGAACAACCAGAAGUGAGUCAACUCACAGAUGAUCAAGAAGAAAAGGAUGUUGAAAAAGCUCAAGAGGAAGACAUACCUAGAGUCCCUGUGAAAAGUGAAGGCUCAGAUGACAAAGAAAAUUCUACAAGCCCUGAUGUUGAAAUGAAUAAUCAGGUUGACAGUGUAAAUGACCCAACUGAGAGCCAGCAAGAUUAACUAAUAG
Messenger RNA from Suncus etruscus (white-toothed pygmy shrew), 1468 nucleotides. RefSeq names its product mono-ADP ribosylhydrolase 2 (gene MACROD2). Gene Ontology annotation, molecular function: ADP-ribosylglutamate-[protein] hydrolase activity. Gene Ontology annotation, biological process: DNA damage response; peptidyl-glutamate ADP-deribosylation; purine nucleoside metabolic process. The record is from RefSeq and is a predicted model, not a curated record. NCBI's taxonomy places the organism in Eukaryota, Metazoa, Chordata, Mammalia, Eulipotyphla, Soricidae. Gene Ontology annotation, cellular component: nucleoplasm. The transcript has 18 exons. The coding region runs from base 97 to 1461 and encodes 454 amino acids.